CGUGCGCCGGGGCUUGUGGCGUCAAUGCGUCCGCCGUGUCCAUGGAGAGAGGCUGAGGCUGCUUAGCUCCGGCCCGAGGCACCGGGGCGCCGGGGUGGCGAAGAUGUCGGCUUCCUUAGUCCGGGCCACCGUCCGGGCUGUGAGCAAGAGGAAGCUGCAGCCCACCCGAGCCGCCCUCACCCUAACACCUUCAGCAGUAAACAAGAUAAAGCAGCUUCUUAAAGAUAAGCCUGAGCACGUAGGUGUGAAAGUUGGUGUCCGAACCAGAGGCUGUAAUGGCCUUUCUUACACUCUAGAAUAUACAAAAACAAAAGGAGAUUCUGAUGAAGAAGUUGUUCAAGAUGGAGUCAGAGUGUUCAUUGAAAAGAAAGCACAGCUAACACUUUUAGGAACUGAAAUGGACUAUGUUGAAGACAAAUUAUCCAGUGAGUUUGUGUUCAAUAACCCAAACAUCAAAGGAACUUGUGGCUGUGGGGAAAGCUUUAAUAUCUGAAACUUCAGGACUCCUCUGGCGAUGAGCUCCAGGAACACUCAUGGAUGCCUUGGAGCUUACUGAAGAAAUCAUGUGACUGUCACCUGUUUAAUGUGUGGCUGCCUUGUAAGAAAAUAAAGUGAUGCAUUUUGAAAAUGAA
Messenger RNA from Lemur catta (Ring-tailed lemur), 632 nucleotides. RefSeq names its product iron-sulfur cluster assembly 1 homolog, mitochondrial. Gene Ontology annotation, biological process: iron-sulfur cluster assembly. Gene Ontology annotation, cellular component: cytoplasm; mitochondrion. Gene Ontology annotation, molecular function: 2 iron, 2 sulfur cluster binding. The coding region runs from base 104 to 493 and encodes 129 amino acids. The record is from RefSeq and is a predicted model, not a curated record. Lineage: Eukaryota; Metazoa; Chordata; Mammalia; Primates; Lemuridae. The transcript has 4 exons.